UCUCUCUUUUCUUUUACUAAAGUUCAAUGAACGAUAAUCAUUAUAAAGUAACAACCCAACGGUCUACAUCAAUUGGCAAUACAGAUACAAACAACACGAUGGAUCAGGAGCAAUCGAGUUUUCCUGAAAUGGAAAAAAUGAUUCAUAGGCUAAGUGUGAUUGACAAAAUAACCAUCCCAAUACAUCAAACUCCAGGUGAAUCUGAUAUGAGUAUCUCCAGUUAUGCUCAACGCCAACCAAAAGAACUUCCACCUAAUCGAAUGGGCCCACGUGAGCAAGAGGAAGCAGACGAGUAUAUAAGAAAGGCAAUUGAAUGCUUGUUUAAUAAUCAAUUUAUGGAAGCCAAAUCUAUAUUUCAACACAAGAUAGACAGUGAUCCGUUGUAUGCAAAUGGACUUGGCUUGAUGACUUUUAUAAAAGCUAUCAUGACCCGUGACAAAAAUGAUACCAAUCUAGCACUAAGUGUGCUAAAGGCAGCUGAAAAGGUUGCCACAUGUCAAAUAAAUGCAAAAGGCGUCAAGAAGGGAUAUAGCAUUUCCAACUACUUUUCUUCACUUAUCGUGCCAAAUCAAACUGGGCUUCCAUCAAGUCCACAGACAUGCUCUAAAAGAGAAGUAACCGACAUCGAGUCACUAUUCAUGGCAAAUGGUACAUUAAGAGCCUAUGUAAUCAAAGCGGAGGCUUGUUUAUUGAGAGGAGCAUUACAAAUCCUUCAAGAGAACGCACUUGAAUUGACAAACUGCAGUUCGAGUUUACAUCAAGCAUAUAACAACUAUACUAUCGUUUGGCAAGAAUAUAAGAAAAUGGGCCAAGCGUACACCAAACAUAUGGAUCGUGAUACCGUUGCUGCUUUGUACUUUGGUCUCGGAUCAUUACAUUUACUUGUAUCCUGCUUUCCUCCCUAUCUAUCCAAGCCAUUUUGGAUUCAUGAUUUUACUUGCAAUCAACAACUUGGCUUUGCUCUAUUAAAGAUUUGCAUAGAAUCGAAAUGCAUAAAAUCACCUUUUGCAUCUUUAAUAUUACUAUGUUAUUAUCUGAUCCUCUGCAGCCAAACAUCUCAAAUAUAUACUCAAGAACUCGUGGAACCUGCCCUCGAGUGUCUAACCGAAGCGCAAAAGAAGCAUCCCAAGUCUUGCAUCUUUUUCUACACUGCUGGUAAACUCUCUCGUAUUGCAAAAAAUUUGCAGCUAUCCACGCAGUCGUUCCGGGGCGCUCUAUCGUCCUGCACAGAAGAAUGGGCUCAUAGUUCUCUAAAGCAGACAACGACGUACGAGAUUGCCAUGAAUCAUAUCUUGCAACUUGAUUGGAAGUCUGCUGCUAAAUAUUUUAAAGAGCUCCAAAACGCGGGCCCAUCUGUAUUUUAUCAAUAUAUGAUAGGAGCCUGUCAGGUAAUGCGGGGAGAACGAACAAAGGGCAUACUGUCGUUGGCACAGAUACCAGACAUGAAAAUCAAAAACAGACCAUCCUCUCUGGAAGCCUACGCUCUUCAAAAAGUAGAGGCCUUUCAAAAGAAAGGAUACCAGGAUAUAAACUACUACCUACCUGGACUCGAACUCUUGCUCAUUUGUACUGCGUUUGAACAAAUGGAUGAUACUACAUUAGAAAAAUGUCUUGGUCUUGUCCAAAGCACACUCGAGUCGAUUUAUGAACGUGAGAAAUUAGAAUACAACAUACGUGCCAAACAAAUUGCACCUAGUGUCGACUUGCCAGAUUAUUACGAUCAAAGAAUUUUGCUGUUGCUCAUCAAGGCUUCCAUCUUUAAUGCUUUAAAAAAGUAUGAUCAGAGUAUCGCGCACAUCAACUGGAUUGUAGAUAAUUUGGAGCAUCUAAAGACAGAAGCAUGGGUAAUACCCUUUGUCUAUUGGGAGGCAGGUGUAACUAGUUGGGGAUUAAGUGAUUAUGCAAAAAGUAAAGAAGUUUGGGAAAUUGCCAUGUCGCAUACAAAAGACCCAUUCGGAUAUCAGCUCAUGUUACGAUUGAGUAUUGCGUUAAGGAAAUGUAAUGAAAUGAACAUCAAGAGUCCAGAACCAGCAAGGGAGCAAAUAGGUUUAUCUACAAACGGGAAAAGGAAAAUGCCAAUUGUAAAAAAAUAAAGACGAUAUUAAACUUUAGAGCCACCAGUGGUCUUGCAUAUAUGCGUCUGAAAAGUGCUUACCUCUGUCUGUGGUAAUGGGAGGUGACCUUUUU
Rhizopus microsporus ATCC 52813 is the source of this 2187-nucleotide messenger RNA. RefSeq lists its product as uncharacterized. The record is from RefSeq and is a predicted model, not a curated record. Gene Ontology annotation, molecular function: protein binding. Lineage: Eukaryota; Fungi; Mucoromycota; Mucoromycetes; Mucorales; Rhizopodaceae. The transcript has 7 exons. Bases 99 to 2093 code for a protein of 664 amino acids.